AUGCGAUAUCUUGAUUGCUAUUCGGAUCUGCAUGUCCCAGCCCUCCGAUUGUCAAAAUUGCAGAAAUUUCGCCAUCUUUGUUCUGUAAGCCGUUCUUUAACGAAUAUCGAACUGUUUCUCAAAAAUAAAUAUACGCAUUUUUUAAUGCUCAAAAUUUUCCAUGUCGCAACAAUUUGUCUUAGAUUCGGAGGUUUUGAGGAAUUCAAGCGUCACAACGCUUCACCGGAUGGGACGUUAACGGCUGGAAGGAAACUAUUUUGCGGCAUGGGUACGCACAAUCACGCCAUACUUUAUAUUCCUUUUCGCCUAGGUGCCGGUGUCUGUGAGGCAAUUCUGGUGGUCACACCAAUGGAGACUGUCAAGGUCAAAUUCAUUAACGACCAGGUUUCCGCUAAUCCACAUUAUCGGGGAUUCUUUCAUGGCGUCCGGGCCAUUUCAAAGGAGUAUGGACUCGGCGGUUUGUAUAAGGGUGUCACGCCCACGAUCUUCAAACAGGGCACAAAUCAGGCCAUACGCUUCUUCGUUAUGGAGACAAUGAAGGAGCUUUACCGGGGCUACCGCGGCGACACCACAGCAAAUCAACCGGUCCCGAAGCUGGUAACAGGGCUGUUCGGUAUAUUGGCUGGCGCCGCUUCAGUCUACGGCAACACUCCAUUGGAUGUGGUAAAAACCAGAAUGCAGGUGAGGAGAUUCAUGUCUUUAUAUGAGUUCACUUUCCUCAUCUAUUUCUACUUCUUACUAUUGCUGCUCGCUCUAUGGUCUACUUUGAUAUCCAGUGUUUUAGCUUGUUGUUGUCGUUGCUAUUUCUGGUUCGGAGUCAAUCCUGAAUUUUAA
Messenger RNA from Dibothriocephalus latus, 834 nucleotides. The record is from the annotation of a GenBank genome assembly. Lineage: Eukaryota; Metazoa; Platyhelminthes; Cestoda; Diphyllobothriidea; Diphyllobothriidae.